AUGCACCAAGUGUUUGACCGUCGCUGUCUCCGACCCGUUGACCGAGUCCGCGGGCACCAUUGUAUUGGCAAUGCUGAGUCCUUGAUGGACAAGCGUGUUGAAGAGAACAAGCAGUUCAACGGAUUCGAAUGCCCCUCGGAAUUGCAGGCCUUCACUUUGUGCUAUCCUAUCUUUGACAAUGCCUCUAAACUACGAAAACCGUUCCCUAACUUCAGGCAUUAUCAAUCUCUGCCCAUGGUCACCCGCAUGCUACCUACCUGA
Messenger RNA from Opisthorchis viverrini, 261 nucleotides. RefSeq lists its product as hypothetical. Bases 1 to 261 code for a protein of 86 amino acids. The record is from RefSeq and is a predicted model, not a curated record. Lineage: Eukaryota; Metazoa; Platyhelminthes; Trematoda; Opisthorchiida; Opisthorchiidae. The transcript has 2 exons.